AUGUCCUCCCCAAGUCCUGGUAAAAAGCGGAUCGAUACGGACGUUGUUAAGUUGAUUGAAAGCAAGUAUGAAGUUACUGUUCUGGGAGGUCUAAAUGAACUUAUGGUUAAGUUUAAUGGACCUCCUGAAACGCCUUACGAAGGUGGAAUUUGGAAAGUGCGCGUCGAACUUCCGGAACGUUACCCAUUUAAAUCACCGUCUAUUGGAUUCAUGAAUAAGAUUUUUCAUCCAAACAUAGAUGAAGCGUCCGGCACUGUGUGCUUAGAUGUUAUUAAUCAACAGUGGACCGCUGUAUAUGAUCUUACAAAUAUCUUCGAAUCGUUUUUGCCCCAACUUCUGGCCUACCCUAACCCCAUGGAUCCACUUAAUAGCGAUGCUGCCUCACUUUUUAUUCACAAGCCUAUGGACUACGUUUCUAAAGUCAAAGAAUACGUUCAACGUUUUGCAACAGAGGAGGUCCUGAAAGCGGAAGAAGGAGGGGCAGAAUCAAGCUCAGAUGAAGAAAGUUCGAUGUCAGAUUAUUCGGAGGAUGAAGCACGAGACAUGGAACUUUAG
This is a messenger RNA of Mesocestoides corti, 555 nucleotides long. Lineage: Eukaryota; Metazoa; Platyhelminthes; Cestoda; Cyclophyllidea; Mesocestoididae. The record is from the annotation of a GenBank genome assembly.